Pocillopora meandrina is the source of this 16192-nucleotide messenger RNA. The record is from the annotation of a GenBank genome assembly. NCBI's taxonomy places the organism in Eukaryota, Metazoa, Cnidaria, Anthozoa, Scleractinia, Pocilloporidae.
AUUACAAACCCUUUAAUUGUGUAUAAUUGUCUGUUUGUGCAAACGAGAGCGAAUAAGAUUAUUUCAUCGAUGAAAUACGGAAAAUGUCUGGCGCACGAGAAAAGUUUGAGGAUUCAGGAGAGAUGAGCGACUGUCAGUUAAAAUUUCUAAGGUCUCUUUCGAUUGUUCUGAAUGAUUAUCAAAACGUUUUGCCCACCUUGCCAGAAAUGUGCGAAAGAAUGAUAACCGCACAAACAAAUGUGCCAAAGGAGCCGCAUGACAAAAGCAAUUUCGACUUAUUCAGGUAUGUAAGUUUAAACCGCUCAUUUAUUCUUAAAGUUCUGCCUAUGAAUUUGCAGAUAUCUUGAUUGAAGAAUAAUCUUGAGGAUAGAUAAUGACACUUUUAAUUCAUUAAAAAACCUGCGGCGUUCAAAACAUCAGAGGUCGUGGAUCUUGGGUUUGAGAGUUAUAACAUCAAUUGGGGUUAGGUCCUAGAGGAGCCUAUUUUACGGGCUUCUUUUAGGAGUAAAUAAUUUCAGCUCGCUCAUAGAAUUACAUAUUAGCGCCCCAUGUCUUAAAUCAUGCCCAAGCGACGGGGGUGAUUGCUGAAAAACGAAAGUCGAGACGAACACGAUUAUGGUCGUGUGCCAAUGCUUAAUUUCCAUAAAUAUGAUGGCCCAGAUUGCUGCGAGUGCCUCGUCUGAUCUGAGCGAUUACGUAAAAGUUGGGUCUUUCAGGGUUCAUAAUUCGGCCUUGGUGCCUUUCAAAUAGGAAUUUUUUCCUACUCAGUUGCCAAGAUGAUUGACAUGUGACCUUUCUAUACUUAUCCCGAGUUUCGAGUUGGAGAACCCAUAGCUUCCAGCAUCUCUCACCAGAGGGGAAAUACUGGAAUAUCAGUUCUGAGAAACCAGAACAUCGGUGAACAUUUAAAGGCACCCCAAAAAACCAUAAUUACUAAAUGAAAUCGAAACAUAACCAAAAAGUAACUGUUCAAAAUAGGAUCAGUCAACAAGAAAGGGAGUAAUCAAGGCGUCCCUUUGAGUUGUGGAAAACAGAUCGACAGACUAGCUAGAGAUAACGUUGGAAAAACAAAGGGAAGAAGAGUCAGAGUGGGGAAUAAGAACACAUAUGUUUAAAUCUCACUGAUAUUUGUGUUGAUUUAUGUUAAUACAUUUUUUUAAUGCUUGGUGGCCAUUAGGACCGUUUUUAGGUUAGGUUUGCUCGAGUAAUACUCCGUUUGUUCCAAUAAGAAUGAAGAUUUACCAGGGGGUUAUUGAGAGGGCGGGGCGAGAGUCCGAAAAGGAACGGAAAAAAGAGAAUCAACGACAGAUUAAAUUUACUUGUAAUCCUUCUUAAUAGGGAAGAUGAGAUAAGCGUCCUUGAAAAAAGAAAACAGGGCGAUUUGGUAAAACACUUAAAUGAAGAACUGGCGAAAAAAGAUGAAAGGUAAGCAUACUAUUCAAAAUGUAAGGAAGAAGUAUCUUAAUAACUUGUACAAGUUAACUGCAAAAGCUGCCAUUGAAAUACUGCUGCUACUAAAUAAAUCUUCCGUCGUUCAGCAAACUCAAGGUUGAUCUUAUGCGUGUAGAACUCGACCUCGUAUAGAAGCAACUUGGAAAGGAAAAAAAGAAGGACAUUCUUUAAUGGAUUGUAUUUAAUACUACAUUUGAUUAGAGAAAUCAUGCAGGAAUUUGGCAAAAUUUCACCUUGGGGCAAAGCUGCAUGGUUUAGUUUGAUCAUGAAUUUACCACGUGAAGUGUCUUUUACAACCUAAGCGUGGUAACUUCAAGCUAAAAAGAGGCUCUUGACUCUACACUCGGUUACUUUUUUCUUUCUUUAUUUUACUGUAAUCACGCCGAUAGUUUUUAGAGCUAUUGGAGCAUAAUUUAUGUGUAUAUUAAUAGCAUGGUGCACUCUUUUCUGGUACAGCUUCAGAGAUGGUAAACAAACGAGCAACCAUUUUUGCUAAGUUUCUUCAGAAUUGUUCACCUGAAAAAUGAAUUUAAUAAAGAUGGGAAAAGUUGGGAAAAAACUGUACGUUGAAAUUAAAAUUUCAUCUUUUCCUUCUUCCUUUCGAUGAAGGCUGAAAGCCAUCCUCUGAGCUUUUGUUACGAUCCCAAAUUUUCUCCUUCCAUCCAUCACUCCGUCGUCACUCUUUCCUUCAAUUCUUAUUAAAUUUUUGGUGAGUUCGCUAACUAGCCUAUAAGGCUUUCACGUGUUUAAUUCCUGCUUGGGAAUCAACUGAAAUCUGAGAAGAGAUUUAAAAGUAAGCUUUUACCCGCUAUAUGCACUUUAAUAAGAGUACUCGCUCAGAAACAAUAGGCGUUUUUCAGCCCCAAAUUGGAAAACAGAUCUCUUCAGAAACACAUUUUCAUUGAUAUCUUUUUAAAGAAUAAUGUUUAUUGACACUUAAAUCACAGUUUUAAAUCUUAAUUACCAAUUUUUCGUAUUUAGAUUAAUAACGUCGUAAUUAUUAUUAUACUUAGUGUAUAUAUAUUUUUAGAAUUAGAACUUUAUGAGUAGUAUUAUAAAACUGACGUUAAAUACGCAAUUCAGCUCUCAGAUGCCUAUGUAUUUCUUUAUCAAUAAACUAUGUAUCACUUAUCUAUCACUUAGAGAUCAAAACGUGCUUUCCGAGUAUAGUCUGGAGUAGAGCAGAGAGUUAAAGCGUGACCUUCCUUUACCAAAAAUUUAAAAUAGUCAGUUUAGUGGACUCGAAAUUUCACCUCUUUAUAUUUCAUUUUUCCGGGUCCAGUGGCUCACAGCCACCUCAAUUUUUUUGCUUUCACUGGAGCGUGUAAGCUCAUGGUAGAUGCAAUUUGCGUUCUUGUUAACCUUAGUUCAAUACUGUUUUUGCUAUCUUACAGGAUCUCUGAAUUGUUAAGCCAUUACAAAACCCAAAAAGAGUGUUACAAAUCAAGGUAAGUAAUAAAUGUAUUUGACUUCGAGAAGCCAUGAUGAAACAUACCAAACGCUAAAAUCUAGAUAAAGAAGUCGUCUAAUGUAACCAACAGAGAAUGAUUAGUCAACUGGAACUAUGGUAUAGCGUUUAAAUGGCGUAAACGUUUGUCUUCCAAAGCGAUUGUUUUCAAUCUAAACCUCGUGGAGAUUCUAUCAAGACCGAAGUACGCACAUUCUUGCAAACAGUUUGUUAAUGAUAGCUCCGCUCUAUGUUUUAACUAAAAAGGGCAAAAUUACGUGCUGAUCUGUGCUUAAGAUACAGUAUAAUUUGUUUCGUAGUAACGACAAGUACAUAGCAGAGAUUAAAGCCAUGGAGGAUGAACUUAAAGAGUCUCAGGAAAGGUAAGAAGGAUAACCAGGAACAGAAAAAAACAAAUAUACACAAUUAUGUAGAUCGAUUACGCACUACUGAAACCAUUUUAACAUGGCGUUUUCCUUUUCGUUAAAAGAAAGUAUAACGAGUUAGUGAAACUUCUGUGAAACACGUUUGUUUCUCACGCAACUCACAUCCCCAUUUGAGCCAGCUCUUGAGGACAUGGGCGACACAAACACCCCCGGGACGCAAAAAAUGAAACUUUGAAGAGUCUCUCUGGCACCGUUCUCUCGCAACUGCUUGUCUUCUUUAUUCACAUCAGGUUUAAUCAUUGCCUUAGCACCAGGCUACGUCAAUGUUCUGCCUAUUCAUCAGCCAGAAUAAGGGCCUUCCGUUUGAUUCCAUUUCUACCGAGAAAAAUCAUUUUACUGUCCCUCGAAGAUGGGCAAAAAUGUAGUUUUUUCUACGCACUGAUUUUUUUUGGUUCACCAUGUGCAUGUAUUGUUUUUUUCACCACCGAUCAGUUCAUGAAAAAAUGUCCUCGUUCUAAUUCUACAAAAAACUCAUUUGAAUCGGCAGUCUUGAAUGCUCUGUUGCUUUUUGAUUCAACAGUUUAAUGAAGUAUAACUAUAAAACCAUCAAUGCCUCAAUCAUUAAGCUCAUUCCAUGUUCUACUGUUAUGACAUUUAUCACCAGGAUAUCUUGGCUUGAAAGCAAACGAAACUCAAGUGAAAGAAUGUCGACUAUGACAAGGUAAUAGGCAUCAGUCUUUGCCUGAACCGGCCAAAAAAACGAAAAAUUACUCUGAGGCCAGAUUUUCAGUCAACUAUUUUGUGUAGCACAUAUUUAAAGGACAGGUUACUUUUGACCAAUUUUUAAACAAGUCAGAAGUAGGUCGGAUAAAUUCAAUUAUAUCGUGCAAAUAAAUGGUCAAGAAUUGCUCAAAUUGUUGUCAACAAAUAUUUUGAUGUUGUUUUUGGAGAUUUGGUACUUUUUAUCAGUCCAAGUUUUUUCAUUUUGUAACGCGACGUUCCGAGAUUGACCUUAAAUUUUGAGCUUCAAAAGAGGUUUUUUGGCAGAAUUCAGUUAUUAUCGAUUUUCUCGAAAAUAAAUGUUAAAAUCUUUUUCAACCCAAGUUGUCACUAUCGUCCUUAAGAUGUAUGGUCAAAAUAAACCAAAGUGAGCAAUUUAAAAAUUAUUUACUACAACCUUUUAUUCAAGUUAAAAAAAAAAAUAUAUAUUUAAGUUGACCAUUAAUACGUUUACAGAAAUUCAGGUUAAAGGUCACCUCGCAGUAGUAAUCUUCAACAAGUACAAACGGUCUAUUUUUGGACAUGACAGCCUACCGACGGUUACACCCACUUUGUUGGAUGUCAACUAGUAUCCCAGUUACACUAAUAGAAUAACACCUUAAAAGUUGUGAAACAAUUACCACAAUUUAAGGAUUACUAGUUGUAAAAAAAUUUUUUUGGUAUGGCUUUAGUACGAGUAGCAAAAAGACGCUUGAUCGUUGUACUAAAUAAGUAAUCCUAAAUUUUCCAGGAAGACACAGAUUUCCUUGGACGAGAUAGUGAAAGGCUACAUCUAGAUCAAGAUUGAAAAUAAUUGAUUGAACCUCUUAAUAAAAGUUACCUCUGGAAAGCAUAAAUUGUAUUCUAGAAAACAAGUUGAUAUUAGCAUAUACAUAAACUCGAUCAUUGUCCCUGAACUAAACCCAAACCCAAACCUUAUCUUUAAACUACUGCAACUAAAUCAGAUAUUACUAGCGUAGAUAUCCGGAAACGAAUCUCGAAUUCAAACCAUUUCUAUUAACGUAAACUUGUACAUUGUGAACUUGUUUAAUUAGAAAUUAACACAUUUAAACAAUCUGCCAUUGCUUGAUGUCGGCUUAUGCAACACGUGCCUGUCAAAAGCGUAAGUAAACUUUAAUGAGUUCAAGAGUAAAUUACCAAUUCGAAUUUUUAAUAAUUUUUAGCCCGUUAUUUUAUUAUUUAGAACUGCAAAAGAAAAUAAGGGGAUUUCGAGUACUUCAGUCAAUUUUAACUUCUUUCCUGUUCCGAUUUUUAUCAACAGUGAAACUCCCCUUAAUGGCAAACCGACAUCAAAUGUAUCAGUGUCAACUAUGACAGAGUAAGUCUCACUAUCAGUUUUAUCGCAAGUCUUUACAAAUAAAUAAUAACUAGACUUCAAAGCGACGUACUGUACAUUCCUCACGGUAAUCCUGCAUCUUCUACCCAACUGCCAGGGCGAGGAGUCGUUUUUCACCUGUCAAGCUCCCUCAAUGAGCUCCAAGUUUUAUAACCACAGGUGUCUGGUUUCCUGUUCUGUUCUCUAUCUAUUUUAAGGCUUACUGAACAGGUUUAGGUGCAGAGUGUAGAGAAUUAUGUCGAUAUCAUAGUGGAAAGCCAAAAUAAAAGUUGUUAGACGUGCAAGAAAAAAUAACUAUAUACGUGGUUGUAUAUGUUUCUUGAAACUGAGCCUUAUUUAUUCCUCUCUGUAUGUUAUUGCGUAUCACUUCAAGUCAAAAUUGUUUCAUUUGCCGUUUAAAAAUACAUGUAACUAAUGUUUACACACACUCUUUUCUUCUUUAAUCAAACCAGCAUUGAAGGAAAGGAGGACUCUGAAAGGUAUACUUAUGUGUCAUAAGUGGAUGUAAAGCUACACCAAACUAAGCUAAUAAUUUGUAUAUUUUGUUUUACUCAUGAUAGGUUUGGAAAAACUUUAUUUAUUCAUGUAUUUUUUUAACUGAGACAUCAUUUUAGAAACGAAGCUGAAACUAGAAAUGGGAAACACCUCUUUAAAUUGAUCCGGAUUGUUUUAAUUGGGCCCGAACUAAGAAAAGAAAACUUUAAUGAUAAAUGUCAGCCCGUGGUGAAUACCUGUAUUUUUAAUGAAUUGGUAUAUCUGUUCUCAAUUCAACUCAUUUGUCUUUUCUUCUGAGUUUGGUUCCACAUUAUGAUAAGAUUAGGUUUGUGAUCUUUUGAGGUUUGAGGAGAUGGAAAGAAAGUACCAGGAAAUGACUUUAAAGAGAAACGAAGAGCUCAAUAAUCUACAGCACAGGUACUACUAAAGGAUAAAAGAAGCACCACGUUUUCUAUAGGUCCCCCCUUGCGAGGUCGGAUUAUGAGCCAAGGCUACUGUUAGCUUGGAUCAGUUUAUUGAACCGCUAUCCAUCAUUGUCCGUAAUAUGAGUAUUUGGUUGAGAAGCGAAGCCUCGAGGGCACAUGUAAGAUUCUGAGGUCAAUCUCUCAGCCAAGGACAUUAUCAGCCGAUAUACUAACCAGCCAGAAAGGGUUUAUAUAUUCAAUAACUCUCUCAUGAAUUUUCGUAUCGCGAGUAGACAGCAAGUUUUGCUGCCUUUUAUUAUUUGACUAUUUUCAAUAACCAAAAUAAGGUUAUUUUCAAUUUCGAUAUUUGAUCUCUCUAGCCUUCACCAAAUGGAAGAGGAUGCCAAGUCAAUAAUUUCCAGAAAAGAUGGAGAGCUGAAUGAAAUGAAAUUGAGGUAAUAUUCUAGUAUCUGAACUUUUUAACGGACUGGCAGCAAUUUACACAAGGCUUGCAACGUUUGUCUUCCAAAGCGAUUGUUUUCAAUCUAAACCUCGUGGAGAUUCUAUCAAGACCGAAGUACGCACAUUCUUGCCAACAGUUUGUUAAUGAUAGUUCCGCUCAAUGUUUUACCAAUAACCAAAUAACCAAAAAUAAGGUUAUUUUCAAUUUCGAUAUUUGAUCUCUCUAGCCUUCACCGAAUGGAAGAGGAUGCCAAGUCAAUAAUUUCUAUUAGAGAUGGAGAGCUGAAUCAAAUGAAAUUAAGGUAAUAUUCUAAUGACUGAACUUUUUUAACGGACUCGCAGAGAUUUAAACAAGACUUGUGAUGUAGUGGAAAGGUGUUAUAUUGGCGGAUACUUGCUCAUAGAAGAGUGAAGGAGUAAUUGAAAAAUGAAGAAUAAAUUAACAAUAAGAAAAACAUCGAAUAGAGGACAACAACGUGGGAGGGAUAUCUCAGAUUAAGCCCCCUACGAGAACAAUCUGAAAGUGAACAGAGAGGGUAAGUUUCUAAAAAACUGUGGUGCUGUGUCGGUGGGAGAGUAAAAAAGGGUAAUUUAGUAUUAUCGACUGAGUUGAUAACGUUCCCUUCGUCGCUCUGAAACUCUUUACGAUAGCCAAUUUACGUUAUCAACACAGUUCAUAAUACUAAAUCAAUUUGAAAGUGGUUCGAAGUUUAUUAGAUGAAUAACAGAAUAAGAGGCGCAAUGAAUCAUUGUUCCUGUAAUAUGUCUGCCUCAUUUGUGUUUUGUUAUUUUUACAUCAACAUUUUUUCCUCUCUGCAGAGCUCCUUCUGGUCGUAUUCUUAAAUAUAAAGCGUUCCUUAAAGUAUUUAGUUAUACUCCUUUCAGGUCUUCCAUCUUUCCAUCCUACAAGAAUUAAUUUGUUCAAAAUUAUCCAUAAACUAUAAGACUCAAGAGAGAUACUUGAUGGACAGUACUGCACCGAUUAAAAGGUGAUCGGUCGUGUAAAGAUAGCUUUUUGACAUCAAUCAACAUCUUCAGGAUUAAGUGAGGCUUCCACCAAAAACUUAUUUAAGAAUCGGUAACAUUUUUCCAGAAGCAUUUCCAUCGUCUAGACUCUAUUUAAACUACGAACAUGAAAAAGAGGAGCUGAACUGUAUUUGUUGGUAUCAGUACGUUACAGGCUACAAUUGAGCAACAUCUCUCAUUCUGAACCAAGAUAGCAUGGAACUGCAGUACUCAAUAUUUUGCUUGUAUUGCCGCUUACUCAGUUUUGUUUCUUAUAUUCUUCUUUCAGGGAGAAAGAGCUGAAAGAAAAAUGCAAAGCUCAUUUGGGAUGUAAAGAUGAAGAAUUGAGGGAGAUGAAAAUGAGGUAUUUACGAUUUGCCAAUAGAAGCGAUCUUCAAGGUUAAAUGCAUACCGCAAUUCAACAUUGCCUUUAUUUUUUAAUAUGGGAACGAAGAAGUAGCAAAUUGAAUUUCUGACAUUCUAGAUAAAUAAUCCAUAAUUGUAUCACCGAACUGGAUUCAUAAUUAUCCACAUUUUAAACAAGGCUUGUGAUGUAGUGGAAAGGUGUCACAUUGGCGGAUACUUGCUCAGUUACAUAAGAAAGUAAACAUAGAAGAGUAAAAGAGUAAUUAAAAAAUGAAGAAUAAAUAAACAAUAAGAAAAGAAUUAAAUAGGGGACAUCAAAGUAGGAGGGAUAUCUCGGAAUAACCCCCCCUCCCCCCCUACGAGAACAGUCUGAAAGAGAAUAAAAAGGGUAAGUUUCUAAAGAAACUGUGGUGCUGUGUCGGUGGGAGAGUAUAACAGGGUAGUUAACUAUCAUCAACUGCGUUGAUAACAUCAAUUGGUCACCGUAAAACAGUUUUAAAGCUGACGUUUCGAGCGUUAGCGCUUCGUCUUAGCUCUUCGUCGGGCUGAAACUCAAUACAGUAGUCAAUCUACGAUAUCAACACAGUUGAUAAACCCAAAUCAAUCUGAGAGUAGUUCGAUGUUUAUUGGAUGAAUAAUAGAAUAGGAGUUGCAGGUGAAUAGUCGUUCCUUUAAUACAAUGUCUGCCUCAUUUUUUUUUUUUUUUUACAUCAUAAUUUUUCCUCUCUGCAGAGCUUUUUCUGUCUGUACUUUUUUCUGGCCGUAGACGGGCCAGAAUAAGAUUUUCCUCUGCAGGAAAAUGCACAAUAGGCGCUACAUGUCAGUUUUUAAUUGGCGUAAAGCAAUGUGGUGGACAUAGCCCGGGAACGAGGUGGAGUUUUGGCAUCGAGUGUAUUCAGGCUUGAAGUGCUGGGCUGCGCAUAAACGAUAACCAAGCUUGUUACAGUUUACACUUAUCUUUCGAGUAAACUUUAGAAUACUUUUUUAAAGCACAAACCUAAAACUGGGAAUCAAUUCAGUUGUUAACGUAUUGAUGAAAAACAACAACCGUGGGAACAGCUAAAGUUUAUUGGCUGAUUGAUUUAAUUCGAUUAAUUAAUUAAAUUAUCUUAUAUAAACAUCGGCGAUGGGAUCGAUCAGUAGAUUACUUUCGCGGACGAAAAAAACAAUACUUUUACGACAAAAAAAAAAAAACUUGUGAAAGUCACUGCCACAUAUAUUUAAUUUCAAUCAGUUCAAAAACUAGCGGUCCAUAAAAUGCCUUUGUGGUAUAUCGUUUCGAGGCAGAAAACUUCAGAGGUUUUUUUAUCAGAUGUAAGCGGAAGAAAACAUGGCAAAAAAAGAUCAUUGCGUUCAAAUGCAAAUAUUUAUUGAGCGACUGUGAGGUGAAACUUGACAUGGGAAUGGAAAUAGGGGAAUUUGGCUUGUGUGGGCAGAAAAAGAUUUGAAUCGCAGCGUUAAAAUUUGAUGAACUUUGCUACCGGAAAUUUGAUAAACACAGGAUUCUAUUUAGUACUGUUUUUGUGGAGCGCCCGAGGUAUGCAUUUAUUAUUCUGUGGAAAUGGAUGGUUACCAUCAUUCUGGAUUUCUCUGUGACUCAAGCUAAGUCACAAAGUGACUUAUUCCUUUUCUGUGGUACCGGUACUUACGUUAGUCCCCGCAUUUCACCUGGCGAUUUUAGAAUUUCCAAUUUGUUAUGGCAUCAACUUGUUCCAAAGUCUUAAUCUUCACAUUUCUCCAUGUUCAGUAAAAAUGAAAAGCACUCAACCGCGAUUUUGCUAAAAACCGGAAGGCCUUCAAUUCGUUCCCUCUUGUGACGAUAAGUUUUCGCCCCAAAACUGGAAAACUGAAUCUUCGCGGACGGCACAAUAACAACUGGGGGAAAUAACUCUGUAGAGACGACUUGGCAGCGAGAACGGAAACUCGUCACGAUUUCCUGGUACACGGAGAUCUACUUCGAGCGAGCUUAUACGGACGUCAAGGAUAAGACAAUCUUUGGUUCCACAGUACUUUUAUUCUAGGUCAGGCCAACAAGCGACAUGACCUCUAGCAUACUCUAGUUUGUAAUCAUCAAAGCUGUACAAGGUACUUGCUUAAGAAGUAACUGGUGUGAACUGCUAUUGUUACACAAAUCGCAAUAUUUGAAUAAGGACACAAAGGAGCGGAAAAAGGUCUCUUUGAAGUUAAACGAAAACUACUUAAAUAUUCCAUCUGUUUCUACGACGGAAAGAAUCUCAAAAUUAAAAAGACGGAUGCAAUAAACUCUAGGCCAUUAACGUAGGAAACCUAGGUGCGAAUUUACAGCUCUGAUAUAGAAAACAAUACCUAUCUUAACUGCAGUAGCGCAGCUCAGGAAACAAAAACGGGAAAGCAAUUAAAAGUUUCUGCUUAUCUAUGCAAGAUUGGUUUGGAAACCAUCGCAUGAAAAGAAAUUAAAGUUACGAGUAUAAACUCAGCUGCUAUCUACCAUGAAAACCAAUGUUUCCAGAAAGACCAUUAACACUUAUAUUUACCUAAAAAAACCAUGUAAUAAAAAACAAAAGUGCCGACAACCAGGUGCAUAUGAUGAAAGCGAGUAACAACAAAAACUAAUCAAAAGCUACUGUGGUUUUUAUGCAUUUUUUGGAUUUUUUAAAAUGAAAGGACUUGAAAUGGUUAAAUGUGAAAGUUUACGAAUAAAUAUGUUUCGAAUAACACACACGGGAAAAAUCAGUAAAUUUUUCCCGUAACACUCUGAACCGCAAAUCCGGCCAGAAUAUAGGCUCCAUGUAACCUCUUGUUGAACAUAAAGUGCUUCUUAGAGUAUUCGGUUUUACUCAUUUCAGGACCUUCCGUCUUUCCAUCCUACAAGGAUUAAUUUGAGACAGAUUUUUUUUCGUCCUGUCACGAGCGUGGGACAAAGAAAAAAUUCUGAGUCGCCGUAAGGAAACGAAUGAAUGGGACUCAGAAUGGGACUCAGAAUUUUUUCCUUGUUCCACGCUCCUGACAAGACGAAACACAUCUUUCUCUAUUUCUUUACCAAGCUCAAAACUUACCAUCUCUCUUAUUCUAUUUAAGGAUUAAUUUGUUCAAAAUUUUCCUUUAACUAUAAGACUGGAGAGAGAUAGUUUAUGGAAUAAUGCUGCACCAAUUAAAUGGUGACCGGUGGUAAAGAUAGCUUUUUGACAUCAAUCAACAUCUUCAUGACUAAGUGAGGCUUUCAUCAAAAACUUUUUUAUGAAUCAGUAACAUUUGGAUCAAUAUCAGUAUCUGGGCAACUGCCCACCUACCCCUCCCCUAACUCAACAACAGUCAAUUGAUGACAAGUUAGGGUUAAUGUUGGAUUAGGGUAGGGGUAGGUGGGAAGUUGCCCAGAUACUAAUAUUGAUCCUAAUAUUUUGCCAGAAGCAUUUACACGGUCUAAACUCCAUUUUGACUAAGCAUAUGAAAGAGAGGAGCUGAACUUUUUUUCAUUUGUAUCAGUACGUCACGGGCUGCAAUUGAACAACCUCUCCCAUACAAGAACAAGAUGGCUUGGAAUUACAGUACUCAAGAUGAUAACGAAUGGAAUAAUUGUAUUUUGUUUCGCCUAAGUUUAAUAAAUUUUGCUUGUUUCGCCGCGUACUCAGUUUUGUUUGUUUUACUCUUGUUUCAGGGAGAAAGAGCUGAAAGAGAAAUGCAAAGCCCUUUUGGAAAGUAAAGAUGAAGAGUUGAGGGAAAUGAAAAUGAGGUAUUUACGAUUUGCGCCCGAGGUAUGCAUUUAUUAUUCUGUGGAGUUGGAUGGUUACCAUUAUUCUGGAUUUCUCCGUGACUCAAGCUAAAGGUCAAAUGCAUACCGCAAUUCGAAAGCACUCUUCCAUUCAACAUUGCUUUUAUUUUUUAAUAUGGGAACGAAGAAGUAGCAAAUUAAAUUUCUGACAUUCUAGAUAAAUAAUCCGUAAUUGUAUCGCCACAUUGGAUUCAUAAUUUUCCACUUCUGGAAACAACAAUUGUAGAUGUCUGUUGAAAUUCUGCUUACAACACAGAAUUCUCAUACAGCCUUCAAAGUUUUCUAAUAAUCAUUAUUUGCUCGAAUGUAAGUCCUUCUACGUGCGGUCAUCAAGUAAAAAACUCUAGGCCAAAAUCUAGCAGACAUGUUAAUCAGAGGGAGCAGCAGAAAUUGAGCCCACGUGUUUCUGUUUUAGACCAAAAGCUCCUUCUUUUUUUAAUCCUCCGCUACUAUCAUGUUGUUUACCAUCGGGUUUCCCAAAGAUUUUGUGAAGACAAAAUUUCCGAGAUUUCUGAUGAAUGCAAAAAAAUAUUUUGUCAAACUAGUGCGACUGAGUGCUGGCUAUUUAACAAUGUAGAGGUAAUGGAAAUUGGUUUACUUUUCCGACCUUGCUUUUUCUUUUUCCCAAGACUGGCUCAUCUUAGUGAAAAACUGGUGAGAAAGGAUCAGAGAAAGGUGGAAGACACGGCGGCAGCAAAUAGACCCUCGAAAGUGGAAGAAGACUUCGCUGAUUUUUUCGACAGCGAGAGAAUGGACGCGAUAGAAAAAAUGCAAGACGUUUAUGGAUCUGAGGAAGACAACGACAUCGGUAUCUCUUACCCUCGACUAGCCUGCAUGAUAUUCGAGGUGAGAAAAAUCGAUAAAUAUUCAUUUUGUUCUCUUUUUUACCACAGCUAGAAAGUUGCAAUAUUUUUAAUAUUAGUGAUUAUGGCUGGUUACUGUCGUAACCCUUCAAAUCAAACUUUUAGGAACACUUGUGAAUUUUUUUUCCUGAAAGGCGGCCUACGAAAAGACGACAGAGGUAAAGGACUCAGCACUUCAUGUUUUCAGAGAAGCAAUCAAUGAAAUGAUUAACAAAGCUGCGGAACUGGGAGAAGCUUACUUGCGUUCGGAAAAGGUAUGCAGUAAAUUCUUAUACUAAAGCUGGCAAAAUAAGCUCUAUCUCGUUAAUCCGGCUGAGAUAAUGGUUAUAACUCAUGUUCCUUGUCAGGUUAAAUCAAUACCUAAUUUUUGGUAAAUGAUAGAGAACCAAAUCCAAAAUGAAUGGUUUUCUGUGCCUUUUUCGAGAACUACCGUCAUGGUAAGACAUGGUAAGAUUGAAACAGUGAUCCAGUAGUUUAUAAAGUUCGGUGUUGUCGUUAAAGUUGUCUUUUGUUCCUAAAUUUUGACCCUUUCAUUUCACUACUAAAUUAGUUUCACGGAAGUCUUGUAAGGCUAUUGUGCCAGAAUCUGAUAAUAAAUAAUUACAUCGUAUGAACUGCUCGUGCGUUUCGUACUUUCGUUUUGUACUUCAAAGGGAUCAUCCUUUUCGUAUCACUGGACUCUACAAAACGUUAUCGGGUUUUCUUCCAUUUAAAGUAAUAAAGAUGAACAGUGAAACUCUUGAGUUGGCUUUUUUCCGCUUGCUUUUUCCCUUUAUAACAGAGAUAAUCGCGUGACAAGUAUCGACAAAGACGCGGUUAUUGCUCAAUAACUGUCCGGUGAUUUUGCACCACGCGACGAAAAGUAGCCAAUAGAAUCGCACGCAAAUUAAAGCAUGGGUUAUCAAGAACCAUAACCAACGUAUAUAACCAAGUGUAACAAAAUAUUUUGCUCGAGCUUUGCAAUUUCCAGUUUAAUUCUCAUCUUUUUUACUCUGUCAUGUGUUGAUGAAGUUCAAGCUAUCGUCACAUAAAGUCAGUUUGAAGAUACCAAUGUACAGCCAGGAAUUGAAGUACCCGACCGAGGUUCUAGAUACUCUCUUGCUUUCCUUGAAAGAAACUGCGCUCCUCUGCAGCCUUGAGUUCAUGAAAGAGGUAUGUUACAAAUAGCUAUAUAGUAAACUGCUUUGAAUUCCCAUUCAAUUCUUAUAAAGCCUCCUAUCAUCUUAUACAGCUCAUAUCGUACAAAAAGGGAAAGUCCCUUAAAGACAUGCUUGUGAGAUCAAAAAUAUGAUUGGAAGGCGAUAAUGCCACGUGACCACAAAGCCAAAUGGGGAGUCCGUGUCAGUCUGCCUUUAACCUUAUUUUUAUGCCGAUAUCAUUUGGAUACCUAGCAUAUCAGCUGGUGAUCAAAUUCGCUGCGAUCGGCGAAUAAAAUCGCCAAGUGCAGUGUCACCAGUUUAACUAACUUCGUAUUCUUGGUCCGCACUGUAAGUUACGAAACCUCGUUUUUGCUGCCCUAAGUAGAUUUAAAUGGAAAAAAAAACUAUAUUCCUAACUUACUGUACUGACCUCGAACUUGGUUAGUGAGAAGUAGUUUCUCUUUACAUUUGUCUGGUCCGUUUCGUUAAGCUUGCAAUGAGGUCUUAGACCCUCUAAAAUGCCUUAAAAUUGACCUCAAACCAGCUUUUUAAAUUGGUGAGAGCUGGCCACCCCGGGUGAGAAUCCAAAUCACCGCCUGUGUCCCAAUUCUGUUCGGCCAGGGAGCUCUUAGCAAGUUCAAUAGAACUGAAACUUAAAAUUAAAAGUGCAAACGAAUCAGAAUGUGUGAUCAAUGAAAGAAAUAGCCGAAAGAGAGAAAGAAAAUUGUAACGAGGCAUUUAUUAAUGGGCAUUGAUGAAGAUGGCGAGUUGAAUAUUUAUGCUAAUCUUGCAAAGUCGAGUAUGAUGGAAAAUUAGGCGGCCAUGGUGUAUACUGACUUAUAAAAGACAUAAUCGUCUUGAGUUUGUGAGGUCCUCUUCGCAUAUACGAAUCAGAGUCGAUUUGUAGCCCGCGUAAAACACCACAAAGAGUACGUAGGAGAUAACACUUUACACGUUAUUGCGUGGUUAAGGCCUCACACAGCGGGCUUUCGUGGACCAAUGGUUAGGAAAUGCUUGCAGAGUACAUCAAGAGAAUAUCCUAUGAGCAGUUUUUCUGUCAUAUGUAAGAAAGAUCACACUAUGAUCCUGUUCUCUUUUAACUUUUAAUUUUGAAGAACAUGUAUUCCCAAACAAACAAAGUUGACCUCUUUAGGCUAUUUGGCCAGUGUACACCAGGUUUCACUCGUAAUUGGCACAAUAUUGCGUCUUUUUCAGGAUGUUCAGAAAAGAGUCAUAGAAAAGUGGACAUCAUGGCUCGCCAGCGAAAAAUCAUGUAAAUUCUCUUUCUCCGAUCAUUUGCUGUUUAAACUCAAGGACUACAUUAAGGCGUGCAUCCUGCUAACUUGGCGUAUGGUCGUCCAGGUUCCACCCAUGCAACUGGAGUAUAAGUGUACCACUUUAAAAAGUUUCCAUAAGAUGGUGGGAUACCAUAGUAGUCCAGAGAUGUGUUCGAGGCCCCCUCCAAAUGGACAAGGCGCCGCCGAUGAUGAGAUUGCUUGUUAUUUGUGGCCAGCACUCUUAGACGGAGGAGGACGAAUCAUCCGACGUGGAGAAGUCCUUUGUAAAGUGAAAGCCGAAGCGGUAUAGAAACUGAGUUGAAAUUGGUGUAACAAGGAUAAAUAAGUGACACUGAAUGGCGGAAAAAUGACGAGGCUUCUUACCCUCAAAUAUUAAUCGAAUAGUACAAAUACAGCGCUGUCCCUUAUUCGAAAUUGUUUUGAAAUGUUGAUAAAAGUAUUUUUUACUUAAUUUUUUUUCACUUGAAAUAUCAAGUAAAGCUCCUCUGAACGAUGAACACAUGAUAUCUUUGGUGGAAAAUGUAACCCUAAUAAAGAUACCUAACUUUGCCCUUACCUCUUUCAGGAAGAAUUUGCUUAAAAACGUAGCAGGAUUCAAUAUAUCAUUAUAGAUCUAACGCAGGAAGUGUAGGAGCUGUUUUCUUACAGGUUAUUACAAGAAUGAAGAGUUAUAAUAAUUGAAGCACAAAAUUCGAUAUUUCUUUUGUUUUUGAAAUAGCCCAGUCCUCUACGUGAACAAGUGUGGACUUUUAUUUUAGCAGAAAAGAAAUAAUUUAUAUCCAAUUUAUCAGCCUCAAUUGAAGGCCAAUAGAUUAGCCGUUUACUCUUGCCCAAUACUGAGGCUUUAUGGGGAAUUACCUGUGGAAAGAGGGCUGAAUUUACGGACAAAUUUAACUAAGUGCAUUCUCGGGAGGAAUUUCGGAAAGAAAUUUGUAGAAUUUUGUUCUAAUUGCUGCUUUCUCUUGUUUCCUUUGAGAAAAGUGCCAUAUCUUUGGCUUUUUCAAAUCAAAC